Molecule: messenger RNA, 826 nt
Organism: Brassica oleracea var. oleracea
Lineage: Eukaryota; Viridiplantae; Streptophyta; Magnoliopsida; Brassicales; Brassicaceae
Product: auxin-responsive protein IAA19-like
Exons: 3
Coding region: 92-676 (194 amino acids)
Biological process (GO): regulation of DNA-templated transcription
Cellular component (GO): nucleus
Molecular function (GO): protein binding
Source: RefSeq, a predicted model, not a curated record
GCCAUUACUACAACAAGAGAAGUGUGUAUGAGAAGAAAGUUCUCGUAUAUCAUAGUUAUAUUUUGACAAAUAAUUAAAGAAAAGGUAAAACAUGGAGAAAGGUGGAGUUGAGCAUGAGAUAACUGAGCUGAGAUUGGGUCUUCCGGGGAGAGAUGUGACGGAGAAGAUUGUGAAGAAGAGAGGCUUCACGGAGAUGAUCAUGACGUCUUCUGGAAGUAACAGUGAUGAAAGUGGUGUCGUUUCAGGUGGUGACGUGGAAAAAAUUAAUGAGUCACCCGCGGCGAAAAGUGAGGUGGUGGGAUGGCCGCCGGUUUGUUCUUACCGGAGGAAGAACAACUGUAAGGAAGCUUGGACGACAAAAGUGGGGUUAGGGUACGUGAAAGUGAGCAUGGAUGGUGUGCCUUACUUAAGGAAGAUAGAUCUUGGUUCGAGCCAAGACUAUGAUGACUUAGCAUUUGCUCUCGAUAAGCUCUUUGGUGUCCGUGGCAUUGGAGUGGCCUUGAAAAAUGGUGAUAACUGCGAAUACGUUACCAUAUACGAAGAUAAAGAUGGGGAUUGGAUGCUCGCUGGAGAUGUACCAUGGGGAAUGUUCAUAGAGUCAUGCAAGAGGUUGAGGAUUAUGAAAAGAUCGGAUGCUACCGGGUUUGGUCUGCAGCCUAGAGGAGUAGACGAGUGAUCUGAUGACUUGAACAAGAAGCAAGUACCUGAUUAAUUAUUUAUCCUUAAUAAGUAUCAAGAUUCUCUAGAACAUUUUUCCUAUUCAUGUUAUAUAUGUUAUGGUUUGUAUAAUUAUAUCCAGAAAGACAGCUAUAUAUAUAUAUAUAUA